Molecule: messenger RNA, 3831 nt
Organism: Naumovozyma castellii
Lineage: Eukaryota; Fungi; Ascomycota; Saccharomycetes; Saccharomycetales; Saccharomycetaceae
Gene: SEC31
Product: Sec31p
Exons: 1
Coding region: 1-3831 (1276 amino acids)
Source: RefSeq, a predicted model, not a curated record
AUGGUUAAGCUCGCUGAGUACUCCCGAACUGCAACGUUCGCCUGGUCUCAGGAUAAGAUCCCAUACAUCGUCACCGGUACCGCAUCUGGAACAAUCGCUGCUGAUUUCUCGAACGACUCCACUCUAGAAUUAUGGUCCCUACUAUCUGACCCUAAGAAGGACCCAACUCCAGUGGCUUCCAUUACCACAGACGCCAGAUUUAAAGAUCUCGAUUGGUCCUUCGACAAUAAAUUCAUCGCUGGUGCCCUAGAUGACAAUGGGAAGAUCGAAUUGUUCUCCAAGGAGGAGAAUGACACCAAGAUCUCUUUGAAAUCACUAGGAAAAUUUAAAAAACAUACCACCGCAGUCAACACAUUGAGAUUUAACCCAAAGCAACAAAACGUUCUAGCAUCUGCUGGUAAUAAUGGUGAAAUUCUUAUUUGGGAUAUAAAUAAGACUCUAUCUUCCACAGAUUAUUCUCCAAGUGCUCCCGGUAUUGCCAUGUCUACACAGGAUGAAAUAAAAUCCGUAUCUUGGAAUAAAUCCUUAGCUCAUGUCUUUGCCUCCGCUGGUGACACUACCACCUAUGCCUCCAUCUGGGAUUUGAAAGCCAAGAAGGAAGUCAUCCAUUUAAAUUAUACCUCGCCAAAGACUGGAUUGAAGCCAAAUUUGGCUGUGGUAGAAUGGCAUCCAAAGGUAACUACAUACGUAGCUACUGCAUCUGGUUCUGAUUCUGACCCUGUCAUCUUGAUUUGGGAUUUAAGAAAUAGUAACAUGCCAAUGACCACUUUGGAAGGUCCACAUACAAAGGGAAUCAUGUCCUUGGAUUGGUGUACUAAGGAUGAAUCUCUUUUAUUAUCUAGUGGCCGUGAUGGUAUUGUCGCUCUAUGGGAUACCAAGGCCAAUGAAGUCUCCACAACGUACCCAACACGUAGCCAAUGGUGCUUCAAGACCAAAUUUGCUCCUGAAAACCCAGAUAUCUUUGCAUCUGCAGGGUUUGAUGGUCAAAUUAAUGUUAACACUUUACAAGAUUUAACUAAUUCUCAAGAUUCUCAAACACAGGCUGAUACAAAUAAGGAAUCUGAAUCUGAAUUUUGGAAUCAUGUAAGUACUUCCACCCCCUUGGAAAAACCCACUGUGAGUAAGAUUCAUGCUCCUAAUUGGUACGGUAAUAGAUCCCCAGCUGCACAAUGGGCAUUUGGUGGUAAAUUGGUCAAGAUUUCCAAAGAUGGGAAAGGUGUUGAAAUCGUGAAACCAAAAGUACAAGGAAUGGAAUGUAAUUUGAAGUUGAAUGAAGCUCUAUUGACCGAUGAUUAUAGACCUUUAAUUAACCAACGUUUGGUUAAACCCAUUAAUGAUGUUAACGAAGAAGAUUGGUCCUUAUUGGAAAAAUUAUCCAUGGAUGGUAAGACUGAUUUCCUAAAGGAUGCAUUCGCAUUUGAUGAUGAGGGAGAAGAAGUGGAAGAUGAAAAACCUGAAGAAGCUUUAAAAUCAAGUUCCUCUGGUGAAGAAUUUUUCCAAUCAAUUGAAACUAAAUUCCAACCUGAAGGUAAAUACGAAUUGAAAGAUCCAUUGGAACAAAAAAUUGCACAAAAGUUAGUAGUUAAAAAUUUAAAACAAGCUAUAAAGGAUACUUUGGAUAACGAAUUAUUAUUAGAAGCAUUGGUCAUUGCCUUGGAUUCUCAAGACACUUUCGUGAAAGAUCUUGUCAAGAAUGCUUAUUUCACUAAAUACGCUGACAAAUCAUCUCUAGCAAGAGUCUUAUAUUCCGUUUCCAAGAAUGAUAUUGAUGAUAUGAUCCAAAACUUGGAUAUUAAUCAAUGGAAAUAUACAGUCAAGAACAUUUACAAUCUGCUAAAGGAUGAUGAAGCGCAAAGAAAUGAGAAAUUGGUCGCCAUCGGUGAUAGACUAUUAGAACACGGUGAAAGACAAGAUGCCCUAAUUAUUUAUUUGGCUGCCAGUUCCUUGGAUAAAGUCGCUUCAAUUUGGUUGAAGGAGUUCCCUGUAUUAGAAGAAAAAUUGAAACUUACACAUAAAUCACUUUAUGAAGCUCAUCUGGAAUGUAUCACUGAAUUCGUUGAAAGAUUUACUGUUUUCUCCAACUUUGUCGGUGGUAAUGCCAUGAUUAAUAAUGAUGCCUUGAUUGCAAAGUUCUUAGAAUUUGUUUCUUUAACUGCGGCAACUGGUAAUUUCGAAUUGGCUUCAUCUUUCUUGGAUCAUUUACCUGGUGAUAAUGAACAAGUCAAUACAGAAAAGGAACGUGUACUAAUAGCUUCAGGUAAGACAGUCAAGAAGCAAUUACCACAAACUACCAUGAGCACUAAAACUGCUGCGAGAAGGACAUACACCCAACAACCAAUGGGGACAAUUCCACAACAACAACAACAACAGUCUGUGCCAAUGCCAAAUACUCAUUCUGGCAUUUCAGCAUACGCUCCACCUGUUCAAGCUGUGAAUCAAACACCAUACUACGCAAAUGCCAAUCGUACAGCAUCUGUUGUACAUAAAUCUAAUCCAUAUGCUCCAACAGGGGGUGUUCAAACUCCACAUGAAACUUCUUUUGGCCCACCUGUUCCAGGUGCAUCUCCUUUAAACCAAGCAAUCUCAAAUCCACCUAUUCAACAAACAAUACCACCACCUCAAUUACAACCAACAUCUUCUUUUAUUACACCAAAGAAUCCUUAUGCUAUUCCUCAACCAGAACAACCAGAACAAAAUCCAUCACCUGCAUUAAUGACUGCAGCACAUCCACUUUCUGGACAAGCUCCACAUCUAAACAGAAAUGCCAAUGAUGGUUGGAAUGAUCUUUCUUUGCAAAUGGCAGAAAAGGAAACUAAGCCAUCGCGUGCUAAGCCGAUUGCCAUUGGUUCCAUAAAUUCUUCAACCCAAAUUGCUCAACCUCAAAGACCAUCCAUACCAAAUAACCCAAUGACUCCUAUGAGUUCAAAUCCUAACCAACCACCACCACCUCCUUUAUCUAGGGCUUCAUCACAAGUUUAUUCACAAUCCCCAGCUGCGCCAAGGAGAAUUUCAAGAGCUUCUUCUUUAAUUCCAGUGAAUGAACAUGUUCGUAAGCCUUCUGUAAAGACUAAUAAUCCAUAUGCUCCAACGGUUCAACAGGCUCCAAAACCUCAACCAAAUGCAUACACUCCAUCAUCUACAAGCACACCCACUCCAGGUAUGGGACUACAACAAAUUCCACCAAAUAGUCCAUACGUCGGCACUCCACAACAACAACCUGUGAACCCAUACGCACCUCCACCAGCUGCUUCAGUGGCACAGGUUAACAAUCCAUAUGCCCCAUCACAACAGCCAUUGGCACCAGGACAAGCCCCAACAGGUUCCAGCUCUCCACCAAAGCAAGCUCCAAUCCCACCACCACCAACCAAAAUGACAAGAACUAGACCACAACAGGAGGGUCCAGCUGCAGUUGCUUUACCGCCUCCAAAGGCAGUCUCCACUGCUGAUGUGUCACCAUCUCCUUUAUCUACUAGAGAAAGCAGUGUUGAACCUGGUACAGUCAAGGGGCAAAUUCCACCUGAACAGCAGGAAUUGGUCAAUUACUUGAAAGAAGAAUUAGGUCGUGUGACACCAUUAGUGCCAGCUGCCUACAGUAAACAAGUGAAAGACUGUGACAAGAGAUUAAAGAUUCUUUACAAGCAUUUGGAAAACCAAGACCUAUUAACCCAACCAACGAUAGACAAACUGAACCACUUGGUUGCAUUGAUGAAGGAGAAGAAAUACAAGGACGCUAUGAAUAUCGUUACUGAUAUUGCUAUUAAUAAUGCUCAAGAAGUAGGAAAUUGGCUGACGGGUGUCAAGAGACUGAUCAGUCUUGCGGAUGCAGCUUAA